Molecule: messenger RNA, 844 nt
Organism: Erigeron canadensis
Lineage: Eukaryota; Viridiplantae; Streptophyta; Magnoliopsida; Asterales; Asteraceae
Product: zinc finger A20 and AN1 domain-containing stress-associated protein 5-like
Exons: 1
Coding region: 165-629 (154 amino acids)
Biological process (GO): protein ubiquitination
Molecular function (GO): zinc ion binding; ubiquitin-protein transferase activity
Source: RefSeq, a predicted model, not a curated record
AAGUUAUAUACUCCAUUUACUAAUCUUGUUUUUCUCCUUCACUUCUCUCCCAUCCUCUCUCUCUCUCUCUAUCUAUUUAAACACAUACUUUCUCUAUCUAAAAAUUUCUUAAUUUGUAUCUAUACAAUUUUUUGUAAUUUAUAUAUAUAUCUGUAUAUUUCCGGAUGGCUCAAAACAAAGAGAAAGAAGAGACGAGACAGCUUAAAGUUCCCGAAACUUUAUCCUUAUGUACACCAUCCAUCCCUUCUACACCAACAACAAAUCAAAUCACGCCUGAUGAACACAGACCGUUGGGUUCACAAGCAUCGGAUGUAUCGGAUCUCAAAACCGAUGUAUCCGUUGACUCUAGACCGACUACCGGAAUCUCGCCGGAAAAUACGGAUCUGCCCACGGUUCCGACGGUGGAUGAUGAUUUGAGCAAGUCGAGGAGACGUGAGGUGAAUCGAUGCUCAGGCUGCCGGAGAAAGGUCGGACUGAUGGGAUUCAGGUGUCGGUGCGGUGAUGUGUUUUGCUCCGAUCACCGGUAUUCCGAUCGACAUGAUUGCAGCUAUGAUUACAAGUCUGCCGGACGAGAAGCCAUCGCUCGUGAAAAUCCGGUGGUUAGAGCCGCUAAGAUCCUCAAAGUCUAAUUAUUUAGUUUAUAACUGAAGGACGAAAAAAAAUGUUUACAAAACGACGUCGUUUAUCUAUCAAAAUGAAUUUGUAUGGUUUGUUUUCCGGUUAUUUGUAACGGGAGAUUGGAUGUGUUCUACGGGUGGGGGGAUGAAAUGUGAAAUUUGAUAAACGGUGAAGGGUAUUGUUGUCAAUUUGAUUUAUUAUGAUAGUGAAACUUUUUCUUUUUAUA